Python bivittatus (Burmese python) is the source of this 574-nucleotide messenger RNA. The record is from RefSeq and is a predicted model, not a curated record. NCBI's taxonomy places the organism in Eukaryota, Metazoa, Chordata, Lepidosauria, Squamata, Pythonidae.
CCUGGAGCAGGAGUUUCUGGCUGAUCCUCACCUUACCAUCUCUUAUGUCAACUAUUCUCUGGACCAGUUUCAGCUCCUGUUUCCCUCAUUGAUGAUUGUAGUAGAGCAGAUAAAGACCCAGAAGAUUCAUGGUUGUCAGAUCUUGGAGACAGUCUACAAAUACAGUCGUGGUGGCUUGCCACCUGUGCGUCAUGCUCUGGAAAAGGUCUUAGCCAUGUGCCAUGCAGUUUUGUACAAACAGCUCUCUGCCUGGAUGCUGCAUGGAUUGCUCUUGGAUCAGCAUGAGGAAUUCUUCAUAAGGCAGGGUCCCUCUCUGGGGGUCAUCUCAGCCCAGCCUGAAGAUGAUGAUGAUGAUCUGGGCAUUGGAGGACUCACAGGGAAGCAGCUACGAGAGCUGCAGGAUAUGAUCUGGAUGGCCUCCACUCCACUGUUGUUUAGAAGAGCUAUGAAGAUCAGGCUCUUCACCCUGGCCUUUGGCAAGGAAGAGUUGAGACCCCUCACUUCAUUCCAUCUGGCCUGUCAACCUGCCGUCCUUUAUCUGUUAUUGAUUCUAUGGUAAUUUCUUUGAUUAUUG